GAAAAUAAACGCAAAAAAAUCAAUGGCCCCCCUUGCAGAACUGCGAGCAUGAGAAUGCAAGCCCCCAGAGACCUUGAGCUUAGAUAUACCCCAUCGGGGUCUAUUCACCCUUGUUUUUGAUUUUACCCCACCUGGCGAGACGGACAGGUGCAUCUUCGAUUCGAUGUUCCCCGAGUGCUUAACAUUAAAUAACCCAGACCAGUGUGCAUGUAUCAUACAUGCGCACAUCUAAUCAGUGGUUUCGCCAAAAGAUAAGGCCGCCCUGUGGUCUUUUCCAAAGAGUUUGCCUCGCUUUUACCCACAUUCAAACGCAGCUGGUUGACUGUUUCUGUUUGUGUUUCUGCUUCUGUUACUGAUUUCCAACUUCGGGGACCCGUGACUCAGACUCGGACUCAGACCCAACCUAUCCGAUCCAAAGCGAUCCGCUCGCAGUUCCAUCAUAACCAGCCAUAUCGUCAUAGCCAACGCAGGGAAAGCAGCCCAGAUCCAGCUCCAGACCCAGACCCAGAUUCAGGUCCAACGACUCCAACUCCGACCAGAUGAGCAGCGGAAUGAGGUCGCAGGACGGUCCGCGGGCGAAGGUCAAUGCCGCCAGCUCGCUGCUCACCCAGGAGGAAAAUGAAGCCGUCUUCAGGCUGCUGGGCAAGAAGUGUCAGACACUGAACACCGCCGUGGUGCAGAUCUACAAGACGGAGGGCAGUGCCCACGCCCACUGGAAGAAGCGGCACACCGGAGUCGUCUGCUUCGUGAAGGAUAGCGCCAUUCGAUCCUACUUCAUGCGCGCCUACUGCCUGAUCAAGAACGAGUUGAUCUGGGAGCACGAGAUAUACGACGGCAUGCAGGUGGUCAAGUCGCGACCCUUUCUCCUCACCUUCGAGGGCAGUGAUGGCCAUGUAGGACUGAACUUCGUCUCCGAAGAGGAGUGCGACUCGUUCUUCCGCAUUGUGGACGCCACCAUAGAGACGCGCAAUCGCAAGCGACAGGAUAAGCGCAACCGGCAGAAGAGCCAGCAGGCACCCAAUGCGCCACUGCCUCAAGUGCAGCGGGAGCCGGCCAGGCCACCGCCCAUGCAGGGCGGAAUGUCCGCCACGGAUGGCGGGAACGUUCAGCUGCGGAACAACAAGAUCAACUCGGUGACACUGACGCCGGCGCCAGCGCAAACGAAGAACUUCCUGUCCAGCGGUUUUGGACUGGGUGGCGGCCAGGCGAAAGACAAGAACAAGCGCAAGGUGACCAAGGCGGACAUCAGCCAGCCGACGAACUUUGUCCACAUUAGCCACGUGGGCUGGAAUGCCGACAAGGGCUUCGAUCUGACGGGCAACGAGAACGACGAGGUGCUGAACGAGUUCUUCCUCAAGGCCGGUGUCUCCGAGACGGAGCUCAAGGAUCGGGACACUCGUGCCUUCAUCUACGACUUCAUACAGAGCAACAAUGUUCUGGCGUCGGUGAAGCAGGACAGCGUGGAGUCGCCAACGGAAGAAACGCCUCCCGUGCCGCCACCGGUGCCAACCCGUCAUCCUUCUAAUGGCAACCAAAGAACUGCACCACCGCUGCCGCCGGCGAGACAACCACCUCCAGUGCCCGCCACUGUGCCCGGCGCCACUCGAGCUCCGCCACCACCCAGCAGACCACCACCCAUCAGUACCGCACCACCACCGCCGCCAGUCAGCGCACCCGUUGUAGCGCCACCACCUCCUCCACCGCCACCACCAGCAGCGGUGCCACCGCCACCGCCCCCGCCCAUGCCAGUGGGAGAGAUCCCAGUCAUCACCACCACGCACGCUCCCACUCAAGCAGCCAGGCCAGCGGCUCCAGCAGCACCAGGAGCUCCAGAUACACGCAACGCACUUAUGGACGCCAUUCGCAAGGGAACCCAGCUGAAGAAAGUGGACACGUCUGCACUCAGCACUGGCAGCGGCGACUCUCGCAGCGAUUUAAUGAAGGACAUUCGCCAGGGCACAGUGUUGAAGCCGGCCAAGGAACGGGAGCUGGGCAGCCAGCGGAACAGCGACAAUGGAGGCGGCACCGACGCCCUGGCCGAUGCACUGCGUCGGGCGCUGGCGGCACGCGGAAACGCCAUCCACUCGGACGAGGACGAGACCGAAUCCUCGGACAACGAGGGAGAGUGGGACUAAGGGACUAAGCUACGCGGGAGCUACACGGAUGACACGAUGCGGGGCAGCAGACACUAUUCCAAAUAUAAGCAAUAAUUUAGUUCGUGCUUUGGCAUUUUGGUUUAUCGUUAGAUAAAUCCCUGUAAAUACUGUUAGUGAAUUUUCAUACCUCUUUAAUUUAAUUGUACGAGUUUAACAAACGAAAAAAGUACUAAAAGGAUAACCUCAAAUUGAGAAAUCGUAUCAGCAUCAGCAUUUGCCCGCUUUUAAUUUGUUCCGAAUUGAAUCACAUUCGCAUAUCCUUAAACAUCUGCUCAAUAUUUAAGAUGAACGAAACGCAUGUAUGUUAGUUCAGUAAUAUAUGUGGGUGAAUUUUGCAAAACCCCGUUCAGACUACUGUGCCAAAAACUUGAGAACACCAAAAUGAAAAACGAGUUUGUGAAAAAAAUUAGAGAUUCACCUUGUCUGCGAACUGAAAAACUGUAAACUGAGCGAUAGAAAUUUAUUAUAGUGAAUAUAUUUUAUAAAUCUAUAACAAAGGAAAGGAUCAAGCAAAAAAUAAACUGUGACUACUUUUAAUAAAGCCACAGCUGAGAAUUAUUAUAAAUACACACAAGUUUAAAGUAAUAGAUUUGCCCGCAAUUAACCAUAUACUAAAUUUGCAAAAUUUGCUCAGUAAUAAUUCACUACUUGUUGAAAUAAUAAUUAACUAAUGUAAUAAGCGUGGCUAAACCAAUCAAAUAGGCGAUGUAUUCAAUUUAAUUUGACAAGGCUUCCGCUAAAAGCUGUCUGUUACUAUAUUACAUCCAAUUACUCCCAAUCGAUUAAUGAAUGACCUAGUAACUCAUAAGUAUUUUCGUUUUAGUUUGAGUGCAUUUAAUGCAACCUUGUAGUCAUUUUUCUUCUGUGUGUCUGUAUUUAAAUCAAUAUUACGUAUAUGUUUGUUUUAUGUCACUUUUUAAAACUACUAAAACUAAACCCAAUAAGCUUGUCAGAGCGAGAAACUUAUGUGGAUCAGAUUUUGGAUUAAUAUGUACGCAUGUCGAAAGAAGAGUUUUGUGCGAUUUAUGUAUUUCAAUACAUAAUACUUACAUAUGCUAAUAUAUAAGCCAUUAAUUUAUGUAAUAAAGUUGUGUAUAUCUAACUUAAAA
Messenger RNA from Drosophila elegans, 3265 nucleotides. RefSeq names its product neural Wiskott-Aldrich syndrome protein (gene WASp). Gene Ontology annotation, molecular function: actin binding; small GTPase binding. The coding region runs from base 540 to 2135 and encodes 531 amino acids. Gene Ontology annotation, biological process: regulation of Rho protein signal transduction; actin filament organization. The transcript has 7 exons. NCBI's taxonomy places the organism in Eukaryota, Metazoa, Arthropoda, Insecta, Diptera, Drosophilidae. Gene Ontology annotation, cellular component: plasma membrane. The record is from RefSeq and is a predicted model, not a curated record.